AACAAAACAAAAAAAGGCAAAUUCAUAGAUUCAGAUAGACAACCUCCGAGCAGCGGUCCAUUUCUCUCCCGGACGCAUAAGAUCUCCGGCUCGGCGAUGGCCGCUGUUCGCCCAUUCCUCCUCCUCCUCCUCCUCCUCCUCCUCCCACUCUCCCUAUCCCUCCCUGAAAACGAAGCCCUCCUCGCCCUCAAAAACUCCUUCUCCGACCCCCAACGCCUCUCGUCUUGGCUCCCCAACCAGAACCCCUGCACCGCCAAGUGGGUCGGCAUCAUUUGCUUCAACAACAUCAUCACCAGCAUCCACCUUGUUGACAUGGGCCUCUCUGGCCCAAUCAACGUGGACCCCCUCCUCAACAUCCCCUCCCUCCGCUCCGUUAGCUUCAUCAGCAAUAACUUCUCCGGCCCAAUCCCUCCCUUCAACAAACUUGGUGCCCUCAAGGCCCUUUACAUAGCUCGAAACCAAUUCUCCGGCCCAAUCCCCCCUGACUUUUUCUCCAGCUUAGCCUCCCUAAAAAAAGUAUGGAUCUCUGACAACAAAUUCUCCGGCACCAUCCCCAACUCCCUAACCACCCUCCGCUUCCUCACCGAACUCCACCUCGAAAACAACCAAUUCUCCGGCCCCAUCCCCGAAUUCAAACAAGACAUCAAAUCCAUAGACAUGUCCAACAACAUUCUCCAAGGCCAAAUCCCCGCCACCAUGCAACACUUCGACGUCAAAUCAUUCUCCAACAAUAAAGCCCUUUGCGGAAAGCCUCUCCCCAAAGAGUGUGAAGCACCAAGCAACAACUCACAAGGCUCUGGCUGGGGGAUGAAGGUUGUUAUACUUGUUGUUCUAGCUGUCCUCGUGGCGGUCAUUUUCCUCUUGGUGAAGUCCAAGCGUCGUCGUGACGAUGACUUUAGCGUCAUGAGUAGGGAGCAGCCAGAGGAGGUGGUGCAGGUGCACGUGCCUAGCUCUAACCACUCUAGGGGUGGCUCUGAGGGGGGCAGUAGGAAGGAGUCAUCCAAGAAAGGCUCAUCUCGUGGCGGCAUGGGGGACCUUGUGAUGGUCAACGAUGAGAAGGGCGUGUUUGGUUUGCCCGAUUUGAUGAAGGCUGCGGCAGAGGUUCUAGGCAACGGUGGGUUGGGCUCAGCGUACAAGGCUGCCAUGGCGAAUGGCUUGUCGGUGGUGGUCAAGCGAAUGCGAGAGAUGAAUAAAGUCAGUAGAGACAUAUUCGACGCCGAGAUGAGACGCUUUGGAAGACUUAGAAAUCCUAACAUUUUGACUCCUUUGGCUUACCAUUACCGUAGGGAGGAAAAGUUGUUCGUCACCGAGUACAUGCCCAAAGGAAGCUUGUUAUAUGUGUUGCAUGGUGAUAGAGGAUCCAGUCAUGCUGAGCUGAACUGGCCAAUCCGUUUGAAUAUUGUGAAAGGAAUUGCACGAGGGUUGGGAUUUAUCUACACAGAAUUCUCGAGCGAAGAGCUACCACAUGGAAACUUGAAAUCUAGCAAUGUAUUACUAGGUGAAAACUACGAGGCUUUCCUAGGGGACUUCGCCUUUCACCCAUUAAUAAACCCCAACUACGCUGUACAAACAAUGUUCGCCUACAAAACACCUGAUUAUGUGACGUAUCAACGUGUUUCACAGAAGACCGAUGUUUACUGCCUUGGGAUCAUCAUCCUCGAAAUCAUCACCGGGAAGUUCCCUUCUCAAUAUCACAGCAACGGUAAGGGUGGGACCGACGUGGUGCAGUGGGUGUUCUCUGCGAUUUCUGAGAGAAGAGAGGCAGAAUGCAUUGAUCCAGAGUUGAAAACCAAUCACUCCAACUCCAUCAAUCAAAUGCUGCAACUUCUCCAAGUGGGGGCUGCUUGCACAGAGAGCAACCCCGACCAACGACUUAACAUGAAGGAAGCCAUUAGAAGGAUAGAAGAGGUUCAAGUUUAAAAGCUCUUGUGUCAAUAUUCUAGCUUAGUACAAAGAUGCUUUUGUAGGCCUAGGAUUAAUGCAUUCUACACAUGAGGCAAGAGAUCAAGAGUAUUUGGAGGGAAAAAUAGAGGCAAAAUUAAGGGGAGAAAAACCAGAUGCAUGCAUGGCUUUAUGGAUCACUUUGGUUAGUAAGAAGAAUGGUGACAUGUUGUUUCAAGAACUUGGAGUAGUACUUUUUCCCUAUUGUUGGUCCUUCUAAAGAAAGAUAAAUGUUAAAGUACCUCCAACCUAACUUCACAAAUUAAUGUGCCUCUUUCUGCUCGUAACAACUACCCUUGUAAAUUAUGUGCAAUUCUUAAUUGUAAGAUGAAACCAUUUUUGAGACAACCUAUCCCCUAAUUUUAUGACUAACAAGUUUGUACCCUGGGUUUACCCAUUUUCCCUUUUAUUCCUAUCAAAUCAAAGGUUUUGCUUUU
This is a messenger RNA of Cajanus cajan (pigeon pea), 2378 nucleotides long. RefSeq names its product pollen receptor-like kinase 3. NCBI's taxonomy places the organism in Eukaryota, Viridiplantae, Streptophyta, Magnoliopsida, Fabales, Fabaceae. Gene Ontology annotation, molecular function: protein binding; ATP binding; protein kinase activity. The record is from RefSeq and is a predicted model, not a curated record. Gene Ontology annotation, biological process: protein phosphorylation.